Drosophila albomicans is the source of this 1897-nucleotide messenger RNA. Its product is annotated as protein phyllopod. Bases 242 to 1471 code for a protein of 409 amino acids. Lineage: Eukaryota; Metazoa; Arthropoda; Insecta; Diptera; Drosophilidae. The record is from RefSeq and is a predicted model, not a curated record. Gene Ontology annotation, molecular function: zinc ion binding. Gene Ontology annotation, cellular component: nucleus. The transcript has 2 exons.
GGAAGGACGUGUGGAACGCUGCUUGAGUGGAACGUUGUUGAGUGUUCAGUGUUCAGUGUUCUCUGUUGUCACCGUGGUCGUUGUACGCUCUGUUUUUUUGCGUCUGUUCAUAACAAUUGUGUUUGCCACCCCGUGGCAAGUAGCGAGUAGCACCCCGUGACGUCAGCGCGUCUCAAAGUGCAAAACACUGCGUGUGCAGAAUUCGAAUUAUUAUUCAAAUACGUAAUUCAUUAUCAUCGUAAUGUCGGCGGAUAACCAAGUGGAGCCAGCGGCGGCAAUGGCUGCGUCCGCCUCCGCGUCGGCUGCAUCGGGAGGCGCCUCGGAUUACCUCAAGCGCACCUGCCUCAUCUGCGGCUGCCAGACGAACCAGACCAUCAACAUCUACGAGCCGCGCUCUGGGCCAAAUAUCGUGCAAUUAAUUCAGGCGAAAUUCAAGUUCCAGCCUUUAAACGAGGACAAAUUCUUGUGCUUCAGCUGCAACAAUUGGCUGAUCAACUGGCACUCGCUGCAGGCGCUCAACAGCAACGAUGCAGACAGUCAGAGCCGCAGUCAGAGUCCCUCGCACAUGGGCAACAAUUGCAGCCUCCAGCAACAACAGCAACAGAAGGCGCCAUCCAUGGAGCGACCCAGGUUGCGACCGGUGGCUCAGGUGCGUCCUCAACCACAGUCGCAACCCCAGCCACAGCCUCAGUCUCAACCUCAUACUCAGCUUCAACCACAAGCACAGGCAGACAGACAGCCCACCACAGUCAUCAGCUACAAUAAGAGACGCUUUGGCGGACGCAGUGCAGCAAGCACUCGGAGCAUGCGUAAGAUGCUGCGCUACUGCUGUGUUUGUGGUGGUGCGAUAGUCUUGCGCCUGCUGAGCACAAAACCCACUCAAACGCUGGCCAAGCUGGCGCGUCGCAGUGGUCGGAGUCAGUGCCGCAAAUGUCGGGAGAUGCACAAGCACAGCGUGCUCAAGGUGCGGCACCACGAGCUGAAGAAGCAACAGGAUCAAACUCUAGUCAAAGCGCCCUUAGCAAUGCCUCAGUACCAAAGAUUUCCAGCGCCGCGUGUGGAUGGCAAAGUGGUGGCCAUGUUCCGCAGGCUGGGCACAACUCUCAGUGUGGAGCAAGAGGAUGAGGUGGAGCCUAUGCCUAGCAAGCGACCACUGCGAAUUAUGAGUCCCGCCAAGCAGCGUCCUCGCUGGACGCGCACACUGGACGACGAUGAGAUACUCCUGGAAUUCGAUAGCGCCAUAUCAGAGGUGCUGCCGGGAACGACGGCGCCUCGGGUAACCAGCUCAGCGCGACGAAGCUUGGGCUAUCAGUUUACCAAAGCGAUGCAAGCGGAAGCGGAAAUGGAAGCGGAAGUAGCUGAGGAUGUGGUAAAGGAUAACCGCAAGAGCGUUGACAAAGUAACCCACCAAACGCAUGCUAGGCUGGCUGGACUGCAACUGCCUCGGGGAUUAAGCAUCACAUUGGUUUAAGCGCAUCCCAAAAAGUUAAUUAGUCAGUCCCAAGAACAAAAACAACAAAAUUAAUAGUCAAAUUGAUUGCGAUCAUUAAAUAGUUUUAGCAUAAUCUUUAAAUAAUAUUGUACCUCGAGCAAACCUGUAAUUUGUAGUCAAAAUACUAGCAAAAGAAAUGACCUAAGAAUGUUAAGUUAAUCUAUUCAACACUAUAUUUAAAGUACACAUAUAAUAUGUUAGUCAUAAUUGGAUUCCCCCUGCCACAUCCCUUACUUUCCAAAAUAAAAUGGAACAAUAUGUUUGUAACCGUUAAUCCAGUAGUUAAAUUUUGUUUACGUUCGCCAUGUUGUUGCUCCAAAAUGGAAAGUAUUUAAAAAUAUUAAUAAAUUAUUAGCACAACUUAGCAUUAAAAUACCCUCAAAACAUUGGCUUUGAUUUUCAUUU